ACAAAAUAAAUGUAAGCGAGUAACAGAGUAUACGUUCCUGUGGUGUGAUCUUUCUUCCAAAACUACAAGAGGCACAAUAUGGAUGGCAUUGGGAAGCUAAUGAGAUUUCGCCCACUUCUGUCAAAAAAUGCUCUGAGUUGUUUCCGACAUGCUCGCGGCGUGGGGACUGCUGCCGCCACGGAGGCCCGGGACAUCCUGGACAAAGAAUUAGACGGAAUCCGAGAAGCCGGGACAUGGAAAACGGAGAGAGUCAUUGUGUCAAAACAGGCGCCGUCAAUCAGAGUGGAGGGCCAGGGAUCGAGUAUUCUUAACUUCUGUGCAAAUAAUUAUCUUGGGUUGUCGAGUCACCCGGAGGUGAUCGAGGCGGGUAAAAUGGCACUGGAGACCCAUGGCUCUGGAGUCAGCUCAACCCGGUUUAUCUGUGGCACCAUCGACCUUCAUAAAGAGUUGGAACAAAAAAUAGCCCGUUUCCAUGGGCGGGAGGACGCCAUUUUAUAUGCUAGUUGCUUUGACGCGAACGCGGGGAUAUUUGAAGUUUUGUUGGGCCCCGAAGAUGCUGUGAUAUCCGAUGAGUUGAACCACGCCUCUAUCAUUGACGGAAUCCGUCUGUGUAAGGCGAAAAGGAUGAGGUACAAGCACAGGGAUAUGGCAGACCUAGAAACACAGCUAAAGGACGCCAGUUCCUGUCGAAUGAAACUUGUGGUGACGGACGGAGUGUUUAGCAUGGAUGGGAACGUGACACCAUUACCAGAAAUCUGUGCUUUAGCAAAUCAACAUAACGCUAUGGUGUUCAUUGAUGAGUGUCACGGGACCGGAUUUUUCGGACCUACAGGCAGAGGAACAGAGGAGUACUUUGGAAUGGAAGGCUGUUCUGAUAUCAUCAACUCCACGCUGGGGAAGGCUUUAGGAGGAGCGGCAGGAGGGUACACCGCGGGCCCUCAGCAACUUGUCGAAUUACUGCGUCAGAGGUCAAGGCCAUAUCUCUUCUCAAACGCCCUACCACCGGCUGUCGUGGCGUGCGCCAGUAAGGCGCUUGACUUGAUCAUCGCAAACGAUGACCUCAACAAGAAGGUGCUAUCAAACACCAAACAGUUCCGUGCAAAGAUGCAAGACGCUGGAUUUACUGUCGGGGGAGACCCAGCCCAUCCCAUCUGUCCUGUGAUGUUGGGCGAUGCCAGGUUAGCUAGUGCUUUUGCCGAUCAGAUGUUGGAGAGAGGGAUAUAUGUGAUAGGAUUCAGCUUCCCAGUGGUACCUACAGGAAAGGCCCGGAUCCGUGUCCAGCUGUCGGCUGCGCACACAGAACAGGAAGUUGACAGGGCCGUAGAUGCGUUUGUAGAUAUUGGAAGGAAAUUAAAUGUGAUCAGCUAGUGAGCGUAGCUAUGGUAACGGGACUGUUUAAAUCUUGUCAAAACUGAAACAAACAUGUUAUAUAUGGAUAUAACGUAUUAUGUACAAUCAUCAUUCCAAUACUAUAUCGAGGACUUUAAACAAACUCUAUUCUAUCUGAUACAUCUUUUGUUUUCCCAGUCAGAAAGUAAUUGAUGUGUGCAUGGAUGUUUUUUUAGGAAACCGUAAUAUUGAUUUCGAUUAGAUGGCGACGAGUAAGCUGUUACUAUGCUAUGAUUCAGUUAAUAUUGUAAUAAAAAUGAGAUAUGAA
Molecule: messenger RNA, 1657 nt
Organism: Pecten maximus
Lineage: Eukaryota; Metazoa; Mollusca; Bivalvia; Pectinida; Pectinidae
Product: 2-amino-3-ketobutyrate coenzyme A ligase, mitochondrial-like
Exons: 12
Coding region: 79-1368 (429 amino acids)
Biological process (GO): biosynthetic process; L-threonine catabolic process
Molecular function (GO): glycine C-acetyltransferase activity; pyridoxal phosphate binding
Source: RefSeq, a predicted model, not a curated record